This is a messenger RNA of Homarus americanus (American lobster), 1461 nucleotides long. RefSeq lists its product as uncharacterized. The coding region runs from base 1 to 1461 and encodes 486 amino acids. The transcript is spliced from 4 exons. NCBI's taxonomy places the organism in Eukaryota, Metazoa, Arthropoda, Malacostraca, Decapoda, Nephropidae. The record is from RefSeq and is a predicted model, not a curated record.
AUGGAGCAGAACUACGAUGAUCUGGAACCCUCGUUCAGGAUAGGCGAUGCAGUCAUGGGUCGGGGAGGAAGCAUCGCCGACCUAUGCCAGGCUUAUUUAGGAGGCCUGGACACCCCAUUAGAAGACCUUACUUCUGUCGCAUCAGCACGGACGGACACUUCCUCGUCCUCCUCUUCCUGCCACGGACGCAUGCGUGUUACUGAUUGGACUGGACAGGUAGAGUUGUGGGCGAAGGAGAUCCUACAGGGCCAUGGAGUCGACCCAUACAGCGUUAAUCUACAGCCCCUGACUACCAUCUCCGGCAGGCAGCUCCUUCUUCUCUCACACACCCAGCUGAGAGGCUUCCUGGGUGACUACUGUGCUGAUCUACUACACCAGGAGCUGCAGAACCUUCAGUAUGGAGGCAGCAUGUUAGUGACAUCGACUUUCCCAAGAGACGUCUGGAGCUCAUCUACCUCGUCCCACACCACCACCGAUUGGAAGGCUUCUGGACAGAAUAAGAACGACUCUACUCAAUGGACAAAUCCAAUGCCUUUCCCUCAAUCGCAUAACCUAGAGGCUUCAGGUUCAUAUUACCAUUUGAAAAACUUGGGAACUUCCAGACAUUUUCCAGAUGAAAGUUCCUGGACCGCCUCUGGUAAGAACUCCAACAGGACGAGCUCCUACGACUCCCCAGGUCUUCUGCACGACUCCACUGACUUUAGACAUGGAUCAUAUCACGAAAAAACUGACUUGGGACCUGACUCCUAUCAUGGCACUGCGGACAUUAGAUCACGGGAGUGUUAUUAUAAUCACAGGGAACAUGAUUCCUAUCGUAGCCUGGACGAAAACGUUCCCUGUUCUUCCUCCUCUUCUUCCUUCCAUGACCAACAACAUACCUGCCCCUCAACCUCCACCUCUUCCCACCAUGACCAACAACAUACCUGCCCCUCAACCUCCACCUCUUCCCACCAUGACUCGAGUCAACAUGGGCCAUUAUUCUCUCUGUCGUCCGGGUCCUUCUACAGUCCACAGGGCUGGAGCAGCGCUGGGGGUGCCUACAGCGCACACGAUUGGACACAGGGGGGAGAAGAUGACCUGGAACCUCCCCAUCAGUUGACACCCAAAAGAAGGCGACGAAGAAAACAGCACGUGGACUCCGACCAGCUAGCGGGGGCGUUGGUGACCUUGGAGCUUCAAGAGGAACACCACCUGACGACGAGGCAUGAGGAGGAGGAGCCAUCUGGGCAGGUGAAUGAAGAUGACGUUAGUGGUGAAUGUGGUGGUGGAGCAGAUGGCGGUGCAGGUGGAGCAGGUGAUGGUGGAGCAGAUAGUGGUGAUGGAACGGCUAGUACCAUUGACCUGGAACACUUUCUCUCAGGAGACGUUCUGAAGAAGAUUCCGUCCAAGACUAGAAAGCGAGGUGAGAUUUACUGCUCUCCUUCUUCGUCGAUCUUCUUCGUCAAUCUUUUUCUUCUUUAA